Messenger RNA from Eptesicus fuscus (big brown bat), 3349 nucleotides. RefSeq names its product transmembrane protein 132A (gene TMEM132A). NCBI's taxonomy places the organism in Eukaryota, Metazoa, Chordata, Mammalia, Chiroptera, Vespertilionidae. The transcript is spliced from 11 exons. The record is from RefSeq and is a predicted model, not a curated record. Bases 196 to 3240 code for a protein of 1014 amino acids.
CUCCGCUCCAUUGUCUGGGAGCUGCCCCGCGGCCGGGCCGUGCGGCGGGCGCUGGCGGCCGGGACUCCGCCGCGGGAUCGGGAUCGGGAUCGGGAUCGGGGUCCGCCGGCGCCUGGCGGGCGCGGAGAUGCCGGGCGGCCCGCGGCCUGAACCGCCCGCCUAGUCCCGCCUUCCGUGGGGAGGACGCGCGCCCGGAUGGAGGGGCGCGGGGCAGCGGCCCCCCGGGGACCCUGCGCCCCCGGGCUCUGCCUCCUGGUGGCCCUCGCCCUGGACGUCGUGAGAGUGGGCUGUGACCCGGGCCCCCCGGACCCCGUGUUCCUGCCGGCCGCCCUGGAGCUCCUGGACGCCCCGGAGCACUUCCGCGUCGAGCAGGUGGGCCGCUACCCGCCUGCCAACUCCUCCCUGGGCGCCCGGUCCGAGACCUUCCUGCUGCUGCAGCCCUGGCCCCGGGCCCAGCCGCUUCUCCGCGCCUCCUACCCGCCCUUCGCCACUCAGCAGGUUGUCCCCCCUCGGCUCGCCGAGCCCCACCAAAGGCCGGUCCCGUGGGACGUGCGGGCCGUGUCGGUGGAAGCGGCGGCCACGCCAGCCGAGCCCCACGCCCGCGUGCUCUUCCACCUCAAAGGGCAGGAUUGGCCCCCGGGGCCGGGCAGCCUGCCUUGUGCCCGGCUCCAUGCCAUGCACCCCGCGGGCACGGCCCACCGCGCCUGCCGCUUCCAGCCAUCCCUGGGCGCCUGCGUGGUGGAGCUGGAGCUCCCCGCCCACUGGUUCUCCCCGGACGCCACGCGGGCCGAGCUGGCCUACACGCUGGAGCCCGCCGCCGCGGGUCCUGGGGGCUGCGGCCCUGGCGGGGAGGACCCUGGGGUGCAGGCCCUGCCGGUGGGCAGUGUGGAGCUGCGCCCGGCGGACCCCCCCCAGUACCAGGAGGUGCCCUUGGAUGAGGCAGUGACUCUGCGGGUGCCCGAUGUGCCCGUGCGGCCUGGCCAGCUCUUCAGUGCCAGCCUCCUGCUUCGCCGCAACUUCACAGCCAGCGUCCUGACCCUGCGCAUCAAGGUGAAGAAGGGGCUGCACGUGACGGCUGCCCGCCCAGCCCAGCCCGCCCUCUGGGCUGCCGAGCUUGACCGCCUCAAGGGCUCCAAGCACCACACCACCCUCAUCACCUGCCGCCGUGCUGGGCCCACAGGACCCGACGCCAGCCCCCGCGAGCUGUCCGAGUUCCUGUGGGUGGACUUCCUGGUGGACAACGGCACGAGCGGGGGCCUGGCCGUCACUCGCCCCGUCACGUGGCAGUUGGAGUACCCAGGCCAGGCUCCGGAGGCAGAGAAGGACAAAAUGGUGUGGGAGAUCCCGGUGUCGGAGCGGGACAUACGCGCCCUCGUCCCGCUGGCCAAGGCCGAGGAGCUGGUGAAUACAGCACCGCUGACCGGCGUGCCGCGGCGGGUCCCCGUGCGCCUGGUCACCGUGGACAGCGGGGGCGCUCUGGUGGAGGUGACAGAGCACAUCGGCUGCGAGUCGGCCAAUGCCCAGGUCCUGCAGGUGUCCGAGGCCUGUGACGCCGUGUUUGUGACUGGCAAGGAGAGCCGGGGCGCUCGCGGGGUGCGGGUGGACUUCUGGUGGCGCCGGCUGCGGGCCUCGCUGCGGCUGACCGUGUGGGCCCCGCUGCUGCCCCUGCGCAUCGAGCUGACGGACACCACCCUGGAGCAGGUCCGCGGCUGGAGGGUGCCCAGCCCGGCUGAAGGGGCGCCGGAGCCCGAGGCGGCGGCCGGGGAGGAGGCGGAGCGGCGGGCCCGGGGCUGCCGCCUGCAGUACCAGCGCGCGGGCGUGCGCUUCCUCGCGCCCUUCGCGGCCCACCCGCUGGACGGCGGCCGCCGCCUCGCGCACCUGCUCGGCCCCGACUGGCUGCUGGACGUGUCCCACCUCGUGGCGCCUCACGCCCGCGUGCAGGACCCGCGCGUGGCGGCGCUGGAGGGCGGCCGAGUCCUGGUGGGCCUGGAGCCCGGGGUCACCUCCAUCGAGGUGCGGUCCCCCCUGUCGGACUCCAUCCUGGGGGAGCAGGCGCUGGCCGUGACAGAUGACAAGGUCUCGGUGCUGGAGCUGCGGGUGCAGCCGGUCAUGGGCCUGGCCCUGGCCCUGAGCCGGGGCCCUGACCACCCUGGGGAGGUCACAGCCACGUGCUGGGCGCAGUCAGCCCUUCCCGCCGCAAAGCAGGAGGUGGCCCUGUCCCUGUGGCUGUCCUUCUCCGACCACACCCUGGCCCCCGCCGAGCUCUACCACCACCAGGACCUGGGACUCUCCGUCUCGGCCGAGGAGCCCAGCACCGUCCUGCCAGCCCAGGGGCGGGGUGCCCGGCUGGGGGUGGUGGUGAGUGGGGCGGGCACCGAGGCGCUGCCUCUGCAUGUGUCUCUGCACCCGCCGGAGCCCUGCCGCCGGGGCCGCCACCGCGUGCCCCUGGCCUCGGGCACCACGUGGCUCGGGCUGCCUCCGGCCCCCACCCCGGCCCCUGCCCUGCCGUCGAGUCCUGCCGGGAGCUCCCCGGCCACGGAGGCCAGUGUGGGUGGCGGAGGGCGGGCGGCGGGCAGUGUGGGGGGCAAGUUUGAGCGGACAGAAGAGGCCGGGCAGGAGGAGGAGGAGGAGGAGGAGGAGGCAGAGGCGAGGGGGGAGGAGGGGGAGGAGGAGGAGAUGGUCCCCGCCCCUCGGCGGGUCUCCAGCCUGGAGCUGGGCAUGUACGCCCUGCUGGGCAUCUUCUGCCUGGCCAUCCUCCUCUUCCUGGCCAACGGGAUCGUCUUCGUGCUGCGCUACCAGCGCAAGGAGCCCCCCGACAGCGCCCCGGACCCCGCCUCCCCGCAGCCCCACAACUGGGUGUGGCUGGGCACCGACCAGGAGGACCUGAGCCGCCAGCUGGACCGGCAGCCCCCUGGCCCCCUCGAAGGGGAGAGGGGGUGUCCCUGCGAGAGCGGGGGCGGGGAGACCCUAACCCUGGCCCCCGCACCCCCCGCGGGCACCCCCGGCACCCCCGGCGCCCCGGCCCGGAAAGAAGCCGGGGGGCGCCGGAAGCGUGUCGAGUUCGUGACGUUCGCGCCAGCGCCCCCGGCCCAGCCGCCCGAGGAGCCCGCGGGGGCCCCGGCCGUGCAGUCCAUCCUGGUGGCGGGUGAGGAGGACAUCCGCUGGGUGUGUGAGGACAUGGGGCUGAAGGACCCCGAGGAUCUCCGGUGCUACAUGGAGCGGAUCCGGGGCAGCUCCUGACCCCCGGCCCGGCCUCUGGCGCUCACCAACCCGUCCCCACCGGGCCCCUCCCACCCAGGCCGGCCCAGCCCUCUGCCGGCUCCCAUCACAGCUCCUGGUCGAGAGGAAG